GAGGCUACUGCCUAGCUCCCUCUUCUUCUCUUUUAUAACUUCAUCCCGAUGUCUUCUGUCACUCUUAUCUUUACCUUUGUCUCACAUGAAAAGGUGGCUUGUUUUUGCUAAGUCAAGAACAUGUACAAGUGAUCAUUCCAUUCUGUCUUCUCUAGUAUGCCCUAACCAUCCCCACUCUAACUUUAACUUAUCUAACUUAUCUGUCUAUUGGCUGGUUCCUUACCUACCAGAAGCAUGAUUAUGUAUCUUCCUCAUCUUCACAAAUCCCUUAAUACGUCCAUUUCUGCUGUUUUCUUGAUACUCUAGAUUUUCAUGACACUCUGUUCUCCUAGUUCUUAUUUGACCACUUUUUUCUUAAUAUAAGGUAUUGAUUGUUUUCUAUGCUUUUUUAUAUUUGCAGCUUUAGUUUCUGAAAAAAAGAAUGAAAUGAACCAAAAUGAACCAAAAAAAUCUACCUACAAUUGGAAUUGAAUCUUAAAUCACAAAUAUUUGAGGGAUUAUGGGAUACACCUGAUGCCAGAAAUGCUGAAUCAUCAUGAAGAUAAAGCAGUGUUUUCCCAUUAUUGGUUAAUUGGUUCAUCUGUAGAAAAUUUGUUUAUCAUUUUUGAUAAUAUCAUUGUUUAUCAAUUGUGAUAAUAGCUUCAAAUAUACAUUGACAUUUAAUAGUAAAGUUUCUUGAAGAGUUAUCUCAAAUGACGUCAAUGGCCAGUUUGUUUUCUUUUACUAGCCCAGCUGUAAAACGAUUAUUGGGCUGGAAACAAGGUGAUGAAGAAGAAAAAUGGGCAGAAAAAGCAGUUGAUGCUUUGGUAAAAAAGUUAAAAAAGAAAAAGGGUGCAAUGGAAGAACUAGAAAAAGCACUGAGUAGCCCUGGACAGCCCAGCAAGUGUGUUACUAUUCCUAGAUCUUUAGAUGGAAGACUACAGGUUUCUCACAGAAAAGGCCUACCCCAUGUUAUUUACUGCCGAGUCUGGCGUUGGCCUGAUUUACAGAGUCAUCAUGAACUGAAGCCAUUGGAUAUUUGUGAAUUUCCCUUUGGGUCUAAACAAAAGGAAGUUUGUAUCAAUCCAUACCACUAUAAGAGAGUGGAAAGUCCAGUCUUACCUCCAGUAUUAGUGCCUCGACAUAGUGAAUUCAAUCCACAACACAGCCUUCUAGUUCAGUUCAGGAAUCUAAGCCACAAUGAACCACAUAUGCCACAGAAUGCUACAUUUCCAGAUUCUUUCCAGCAACCCAACAACACUCCUUUCCCCUUAUCACCAAACAGCCCUUAUCCUCCUUCUCCAGCUAGCAGCACAUACCCCAAUUCUCCUGCCAGUUCUGGACCAGGAAGUCCAUUUCAACUCCCAGCUGAUACUCCUCCUCCAGCUUAUAUGCCUCCUGAUGACCAGAUGGGUCAAGAUAAUUCUCAAUCUAUGGACACAAGCAAUAAUAUGAUUCCUCAAAUUAUGCCAAAUAUAUCUACUAGAGAUGUCCAACCUGUUGCUUAUGAAGAGCCUAAGCACUGGUGUUCAAUUGUUUAUUAUGAAUUAAACAAUCGAGUUGGAGAAGCUUUUCAUGCAUCUUCAACAAGUGUUCUAGUUGAUGGAUUUACAGAUCCUUCCAACAACAAAAGUAGAUUCUGUUUAGGUUUGUUGUCAAAUGUUAAUCGUAACUCAACAAUUGAAAAUACCAGGCGGCAUAUUGGAAAAGGGGUUCAUCUUUAUUAUGUUGGAGGGGAAGUCUAUGCUGAGUGCUUGAGUGACAGCAGCAUAUUUGUACAGAGUAGAAACUGCAACUUUCAUCAUGGCUUUCAUCCUACCACUGUCUGUAAGAUUCCUAGUGGCUGUAGCCUAAAGAUUUUUAACAAUCAAGAGUUUGCUCAGCUUUUGGCGCAGUCUGUCAACCAUGGAUUUGAGGCAGUCUAUGAACUCACCAAAAUGUGUACAAUUCGAAUGAGCUUUGUAAAGGGCUGGGGAGCUGAAUAUCACCGGCAGGAUGUUACCAGUACUCCAUGCUGGAUUGAAAUUCAUCUUCAUGGGCCUCUGCAAUGGCUGGAUAAAGUACUUACUCAAAUGGGCUCCCCUCUUAAUCCCAUAUCUUCUGUUUCGUAGUGCUGAAGUCUUAAACUUAAGUUACUAUAUUAGUGACCUUAUUUUAAUUUUAGAGAUACCUUCAGUAUGAAUACUGUGAGCUUACAUGGAAAACAGAUAUUUCAGCUUACUUUUUCUACCUACUUGUGACCAAUACAUUUGUAUUUUGUAAUGAAAGGACAUUUCUGUUUUUACUCAUGGUUGUGUUAUAAAAAAUAGUAGUUGAAGUCUUAGAAAUGGCCUGAAAGAUACAGAACAAGUAUUAUGACCCCUCAUAUAUAUAACGUAUAUCAGAUGAUUUUGCAUUCAUCUUGACCUGGAAAAUGCAUUUACUUCAGUGUCACACCAGUUUUUAAAUGAACAACAACAAAAAAAAAAUCUCAAAAGAGAGUGAGAAUUUCUUGGAGGGCAUGUUGUGUUUCUUUAAAAAAAAUUAUGAAAUGUGUAAUUUAAAGAAAUGCCACUUACUCUUCUAGCUUUCAGGUAGUCAGUAAUAAAGCAAAACUAUACUUUUAUAGAUUAAACAUCAUAAAAUUUACAUUUUUUUCCUCUAAAUAUUUGCCUUACACAAUAAUGUGACUUCAAUGUAUAUUUUGAAAUACACUUUAAAAAAUUAUUACAGACAAGUGGUAUCAGAUAUGUGACAAUAUUUUAAUUCUGUCAUGAACACUAUUUUGAUAGCGGGAUGACAGGUCACAGGUUCCACUUUGAUUAUGUUGCCUUUAGCCACCAUUGUAAGGAUUGUAAUUUAGUUAAGACUAACCUUUUUAUUUUGCACUUUUAUGGGUGAAUAUUUUUUAGUGUAGCCUUUGACAAAGUGCCCAAACAACUCAGAUGUAGUUAUUAAUUAUUAGCUUGUUACCCCUUUUUGUGUCUUAAUACAAAAACUUCAGUUUGUAAAUGGCAACUCAUACUUAAGUUGAAGAAGUUUUUUUGUCUAGUUUUUUUAUUUUUGAUCAGAAUUGUAAAGUUUUUGUUUAGCUUUAACUUCAGAUGCCUUUUCACUCACAUAGAUGGCAUUACUUUUUUUUAAUUUAGUAUUUCAUUUAUUCCCAAUUACAUGUAAAAACAAUUUUUAACAUUUAUUUUUAAAACUGAGUUCCAAAUUAUCUCCCUCCUUCCCAACCCUCUUCAUUGAGAAGACAACCAAUUUAACAUAAAUAUGUAGUCAAAGCAUUAAUGUUAAGUAUCUGAUUUCAUCCUUAAGAAUGAUUUAGGUCAGGUCUUUUCUCAGAAACAAACAUGUACUUUAAGGCAAGUAUUUCAUGACCCACAUAUAAGAAUAGAGAAUCUCCAGUGGUUUCUAAGUUUUUUAAAGAGGUUAUGCAUCAAAGAAUGCAAAUUGUACCUUUAGCAUUUGUGCAAUAGCUCAUCCUAAUUCACUACCUAGAUUAAUGGCAGUUAAAUACCUCAAAUAAAAUUUUUGAGGAUAGGGAUUAAAACUUUAAACCUUUGAGCUUCUUGUGAGCUGCUAUAAUUUUCAGGUUAAAAGAACAGUCACUUUUUCAAGAAUGGAAUAAUUGUGGAAGAAGGAAAGGAUCAUUUAAAAGAAAUUUAGUUACCUGUCCUCAGAAAUUUCAUUGUUGAAUAUCUUCAUAAGCAUAUAGAAUUGACAUUUUAUAAGUAGGGAGGAUACAGGUAUACUAUUACUUGAUUUUAGUGAUCUUAAGAAAUAGGCCUUUUUGAUGGAGAAUGUGAUUUCCUUUUGGCAUCUAUACCAAUAUUUGUUUUUUGUGAUUGCAACUAGUUUAAUUUGGUUAAAAUAAUUGUGUUUUAACACAAACUUUCAUAUUACCCUAGAGAUGAACCCAUGGUCAGAUAAAAGGAAUACCUAACAGUUAUACAAUGAAUAUAAACAUUAUUUGACAUCUGGAAUCCCGAGUUGUAUUAAAACCAGUAAAUGCAAUGUCUUUUGAUUCAACUUAGGAAAGAGUCCUGCCUUUUUUUUUUUUUCCAUUGAAUUCUCAGAAUCAAGUUGAGGAAACUUUGAUGGUGGAAAUCAAUAAAGCGUAGUUAAUAACCGAAGAGAGCUACUGGAGCAUUUUCAUGAUAAUGUAAAUGCAUUUACAUGAAAUGUAAAUAAUAAAAAUGCAGUUUUGAUGUUGAAUUAGGGAAGACAUUUAAUUUUGGUAGUUUGAAUAGAUAUUUAAACUGAUUAAAAGUUAAUCAGAUAGUAAUUUAACCUUUCACAAAGGUUAAAGAUUGCUGGAUGUUAUUAUACUUCUGAAUUUUAAUUUAGUUUACAUAUGGUCCUUGAAGCCCCUUUCUGCCACCCUCAAGAAAAGUUUUAAAUAGUUAUAUAGUUAACAAUCAUCAUAUGUGUAUAUGACAACCCAGGAUAUUAAAACUUUGAUUACUUGGCCAACUUGAAUUUCCUCUUUGGAGCUGAGAUACAGUGCUGUCUAUUAGGAGUUUGAGUAUUGUCACUAUAAUUAUCAGAAAAUUGAAUUUGGAGAAUCACAAUUUUAAAUUCAGAUAUGUUCCAUGAUAGAUGGGGGAAUGGUUUAUCUGUGUGAGACAGAAUUUUUGUUGGUAUUAUGGAAACUUUUUUUGAGUAUAAAUCUCCUGUUAAUGUAGAGAUUUUUCUUUUAGGCAUAUUUAGAUAGGGCUAUAAUCUUUUUAUCACCAGUUAAGAGAACUUUGAAAGAGUUUUAAAAUCUAAGGUAUUAUUUCUCUCAUCUUCAGAUACAACCCUGGGGCACAUUUGACCCUCUUGAUGUCACUACUCAUUACAUAUUUCUCUCUACUGCCAAAAGCUAAUAGCUUACUGGAAUUAUGUAAGUGAAUUGAACUGUUACUAAUAAGCCAACUAAUGAGGGAAUAAUAUCAUAAGCGAACUAUUAUGUUAGAAACACAACUUGACUUUUUCAUGGUAAAUGUAUAAAUUAAAGAAUAGAUCUUAGGAUCUGUCAGUAUAUAUAUUUUAUUACACUGUUCUAAAGCAAUGGUAAAAAAAAAAAAAAAAAGGUGCCUCACAAAGUAUUAGAAACAAAAAUGUGAAAAUAAUUUUAUCAGAGGUUAUUAAGGCACAUUUCUGUUAACAGUUACAAGUCCUUUUCUCAAAGCAAAAACAACCCUUCCCCCCUCAACCCCCUUCACCCCCCAACAACUGUGAUGUUUCCUGGGCCAAUCUGUAGGAGGAUGUGUAUAUUUUUCUCUCUGGGAGCCAACCUUACUGUUCCAUUAUUUUUUUUUUUUAGUAGCCCUAAAUAAAAACUUAACAAAGAAGUCGAGUCAGGCCUAUUUUCUCUGUUGCUCUAUGUACAAUAAGGCUGAAAAAUGGGAUUUUGGCAAGAAUGGCCAGUAUUAAGGUAUUUAUUUAGCUGUUCUGCACAAAAUUAAGGCUCAAGAUUUGAGCCCAGCUUAAUCCAAGUUGCAGUUUUUUGUAAUGAAAAUUGACCCUCAAAAUAUCUUAUAAAAGGUUAUCAUGUGAUACUUCAAUUACAGGAAUUUUGACAAAUGCAUUUAAUGUGAUAUAGUGUUCCUCCUGCCUUCUUCCAUACACUCUGCUCCUAUAACCUAACUGAAUUAUAAGUGGUAUUGUAUUUGGAGGGGUUUCUUGGGUGGAGAGGGGCAGUCUUCCUAUAUAGGAAGAAAUUCAACUGUAAAAAAGUCUUCCAAAUUUUAGUCGAGAUAAAAAGAAAAGCUUUAUAUUGUUAGUUUCAACAUAUCAUAAUAAGGCCCUAUUAUUAUUAUAUUAACACUUUGAGUGAUGAAAAGAUGAGAAAUAAUAGCAUGACAACAUAUUGAUAUCCCAAAAAGUUAGAAUUAUAUUGGCUUAGAAAACUGAACUCAUCCCAAAAAGUUAGAAUUAUAUUGGCUUAGAAAACUGAACUCAAUUGCGUUAAUAUUCUUAUCAGUGCUUCCUUAGGGUCAUGCUUAUGAUUUGGUCUAAUCAGUUAUUCUUAAAAGGCUGUUCUUUCUAAAAUACUGAAAAAUUUAAAAGUCAUCUCAAAUUUGCAACUUAUAUAGAUUUCUUAGCCUUAAUUACCAGUUUGUGAAGCAUCUGAUUUUGCUUUUUGUUUUUUCAAAGCAGGUUAUGGGCCAUUAUGAUAAUAAUACAAAAACAAUGGUGUUGAGUGAUUUUUAGCUCCAGACAGUAUAAUAUUGACAAGCAAGAUUAUAAAAAUCCAGACUGAACAAAAAACUAGUAUUUCACAUUAACCAUCUUUUAAAAGAAAAAAUGGCAUUAAGUUUUUCCUCUUUGCCCUUUAAGAUAAAUGUGCUUUGAUUUAAUCAUAACCUUUCUUAAUAGAGAACUCUUUAGUUUUAGCAACUAUAGUAACAAUUUUACAGAUAUGUUUUUAAAAAAACAUUUUCAGCAAAUGACAUUUUGAAAAUAACUAAUUGUUUUACUUUUUAAGUGAUUCGAAUACCAUCAUAAAGUUUAUUCAUGCCUAUGCUUUUCUAAAAAUAAAUUUGAUAAGCAAAUAAUAGACCAAAUUAUUUGAUUAUACUAUUGGUCUGCAUCUCAUUUGUAAUGCUAACAUUAUUAUGCUUUUAUUUACAUUAUUGGAAAUGAGAUUCUAUCAGCAAGUUUUAAUUUUCUUCUCUUUUUGGUAAUUUGUAAAAUGUAUUAGUUUUUAUUGCGCUCUACAAAUCCACAAUGCUUAUGAAUUUUUGCAUAUUGCUCAUAAAUAUUCUUUCAAUAAAUCUCAUUCUUUUCUUA
Molecule: messenger RNA, 6738 nt
Organism: Sarcophilus harrisii (Tasmanian devil)
Lineage: Eukaryota; Metazoa; Chordata; Mammalia; Dasyuromorphia; Dasyuridae
Gene: SMAD5
Product: SMAD family member 5
Exons: 7
Coding region: 693-2090 (465 amino acids)
Biological process (GO): anatomical structure morphogenesis; regulation of transcription by RNA polymerase II; BMP signaling pathway
Cellular component (GO): heteromeric SMAD protein complex
Molecular function (GO): I-SMAD binding; DNA-binding transcription factor activity, RNA polymerase II-specific; RNA polymerase II cis-regulatory region sequence-specific DNA binding
Source: RefSeq, a predicted model, not a curated record